AUGUCUCUUCCGCUUACGAUUGCUUUAGUGACCGGCGCAAACCAGGGCAUAGGUCUCGAAGUCGCCAAGAUGUUGUCAGCCGAGAACAUAGCCUAUCAUAUAAUUAUGACUGGUCGGCAACAAGAUGCGAUUGAGAAAGCUGCCCAAGAGCUGCAACUUGAAGGCCACUCUUGCGAGCCACUAGUUCUUGAUUUAGCCUCAGAUAAGUCCAUUGAAGAAGCAGUGGCUUACGUGUCCAAUAAGUACGGCUUCCUCGAUGUCUUGAUCAACAAUGCAGGGAUCGGUGGUGACUCGUCAAAGGGGCCAUGGGCGCGCAAAGAGUGGCAGAAGGUUUUCGACACCAACGUCUUUGGCACCUUCGCCGUGACCGACAGCUUCCUCACACUGCUGGCUAACUCGACAAAGACCAAGCGGAUUGUAUUCGUGUCGUCGGAACUCGGCAGCCUCGCAUGGAAGACCGAACCAUCGAAGGCAUUCGUGCUUCCGUACAAGGUAUACGCCGCCAGCAAGACAGCGCUGAACAUGAUGGCUGUCAAUCUUGCCGCGCGGUUUGCACAAGAUCCUAUAUGGAAAAUCAACAUGGCUUUUCCAGGCCAUUGCGCUACCAGCUUUACCGACUUUCAAGCACCUCGAAGCGCCGCAGUGGGUGCUGUGAGCGUCUGCCGCUUAGCGACCUUGGUGGUGGUGGUACUGUUUAAUCGCCGGCACGUCCCUGCAUAG
Colletotrichum aenigma is the source of this 720-nucleotide messenger RNA. It is a transcript of the gene tropE-4, whose product is annotated as Short-chain dehydrogenase/reductase tropE. The transcript has a single exon. The record is from RefSeq and is a predicted model, not a curated record. Lineage: Eukaryota; Fungi; Ascomycota; Sordariomycetes; Glomerellales; Glomerellaceae. Bases 1 to 720 code for a protein of 239 amino acids.